Molecule: messenger RNA, 7113 nt
Organism: Anguilla rostrata (American eel)
Lineage: Eukaryota; Metazoa; Chordata; Actinopteri; Anguilliformes; Anguillidae
Product: deleted in malignant brain tumors 1 protein
Exons: 25
Coding region: 1-6264 (2087 amino acids)
Biological process (GO): zymogen activation
Cellular component (GO): plasma membrane
Molecular function (GO): serine-type endopeptidase activity
Source: RefSeq, a predicted model, not a curated record
AUGGUACUGAUGAGCAUCUCCUGCCCAUCUGGAGCUUUGUUUCAGUGUCACUUGCGUUACACGAAAGCUGGUAACUUGGUCUGUUUGAUAAGUGGUUUAGGUUUGUUCAGUAGUAGAUCAGUUCCUCUUCUGCGUCCUUUGUUUUACGUGAAGAGUUACUGCGGAACUGAACUUAGAGGUCAACUUCUACAUGUCAGUUUGCCUGCAGAUGGAGUUCAGAUCAGACUGGUCAGUGGGAAUGGCAGGUGCUCUGGAAGAGUGGAGGUCUAUCACGGACAACAGUGGGGAACCGUGUGUGAUGAUCACUGGGAUAUGAAUGAUGCUGCAGUGGUGUGCAGAGAGCUGGGCUGUGGUACAGCUCUGUCUGCUCCAGGUGGAGCCCAGUUUGGCCAGGGGACUGGAGAAAUUUGGAUGGACGAUGUUGGCUGUUCAGGCAGUGAAUCUUCACUCUCACAGUGCUCACACAGAGGGUUGGGAAAACACGACUGUAGUCACGGGGAGGAUGCAGGUGCUGUCUGCUCAGGUCUCCCGAUCAGACUGGUCGGUGGGCGAUGCAAGUGCUCUGGAAGAGUGGAGGUCUAUCACAAAAACCAGUGGGGAACCGUGUGUGAUGAUCACUGGGAUAUGAAUGAUGCUGGAGUGGUGUGCAGAGAGCUGGGCUGUGGUACAGCUCUGUCUGCUCCAGGUGUAGCCCACUUUGGCCAGGGGACUGGAGAAAUUUGGAUGGACGAUGUUGGCUGUUCAGGCAGUGAAUCUUCACUCUCACAGUGCUCACACAGAGGAUUGGGAGAACACAACUGUAAACACGGGGAGGAUGCAGGUGCUGUCUGCUCAGGUCAACUUCUGCAUGUCAGUUUGCCAGCAGAUGGAGUUCAGAUCAGACUGGUCGGUGGGAAUGGCAAUUGCUCUGGAAGAGUGGAGGUCUAUCACGAACAACAGUGGGGAACCGUGUGUGAUGAUGACUGGGAUAUGAAUGAUGCUGCAGUGGUGUGCAGAGAGCUGGGCUGUGGUACAGCUCUGUCUGUUCCAGGUGUAGCCCAGUUUGGCCAGGGGAAUGGAACAAUUUGGAUGGCCGAUGUUGGCUGUUCAGGAAGUGAAUCUUCACUCUCACAGUGCUCACACACAGGGUUGGGAGAACACUACUGUGGUCACUGGGAGGAUGCAGGUGCUGUCUGCUCUGGUCUCCCGAUCAGACUGGUUGGUGGGAAUGGCAAUUGCUCUGGAAGAGUGGAGGUUUAUCACGAACAACAGUGGGGAACCGUGUGUGAUGAUGGCUGGGAUAUGAAUGAUGCUGCAGUGGUGUGCAGAGAGCUGGGCUGUGGUACAGCUCUGUCUGUUCCAGGUGCAGCCCAGUUUGACCAGGGGACUGGAGAAAUUUGGAUGGACGAUGUUGGCUGUUCAGGCAAUGAAUCUUCACUCUCACAGUGCUCACACAGAGGGUUGGGAGAACACAACUGUGAUCACGGGCAGGAUGCAGGUGCUGUCUGCUCUGGUCUCCCGAUCAGACUGGUUGGUGGGAAGAACAGGUGCUCUGGAAGAGUGGAGGUUUAUCACGGACAACAGUGGGGAACCGUGUGUGAUGAUGGCUGGGAUAUGAAUGAUGCUGCAGUGGUGUGCAGAGAGCUGGGCUGUGGUACAGCUCUGUCUGCUCCAGGUGAAGCCCAGUUUGGCCAGCGGACUAGAGAAAUUUGGAUGGACGAUGUUGGCUGUUCAGGCAGUGAAUCUUCACUCUCACAGUGCUCACACAGAGGGUUUGGAGAACACAACUGUGGACACGGGCAGGAUGCAGGUGCUGUCUGCUCUGGUCCCCCGAUCAGACUGGUUGGUGGGAAUGGCAGGUGCUCUGGAAGAGUGGAGGUCUAUCACGAACAACAGUGGAGAACCGUGUGUGAUGAUGGCUGGGAUAUGAAUGAUGCUGCAGUGGUGUGCAGAGAGCUGGGCUGUGGUACAGCUCUGUCUGUUCCAGGUGUAGCCCAGUUUGGCCAGCGGACUGGAAAAUUUUGGAUGGCCUAUGUUGGCUGUUCAGGCAGUGAAUCUUCACUCUCACAGUGCUCACACAGAGGGUUGGGAGAACACAACUGUGGUCACGGGCAGGAUGCACGUGCUGUCUGCUCUGGUCUCCCGAUCAGACUGGUUGGUGGGAAUGGCAAUUGCUCUGGAAGAGUGGAGGUUUAUCACGAACAACAGUGGGGAACCGUGUGUGAUGAUGACUGGGAUAUGAAUGAUGCUGCAGUGGUGUGCAGAGAGCUGGGCUGUGGUACAGCUCUGUCUGCUCCAGGUGAAGCCCAGUUUGGCCAGGGGACUGGAGAAAUUUGGAUGGACGAUGUUGGCUGUUCAGGCAGUGAAUCUUCACUCUCACAGUGCUCACACGGAGGGUUCGGAAAACACAACUGUGGUCACGGGCAGGAUGCAGGUGCUGUCUGCUCUGGUCUUUCGAUCAGACUGGUUGAUGGGAAUGGCAGGUGCUCUGGACGAGUGGAGGUCUAUCACGGACAACAGUGGGGAACCGUGUGUGGUGAUGACUGGGAUAUGAAUGAUACUGCAGUGGUGUGCAGAGAGCUGGGCUGUGGUACAGCUCUGUCUGCUCCAGGUGGAGCCCAGUUUGGCUACAAGACUGGAGAAAUUUGGAUGGACGAUGUUGGCUGUUCAGGCAAUGAAUCUUCACUCUCACAGUGCUCACACAGAGGGUUUGGAGAACACAACUGUGGACACGGGCAGGAUGCAGGUGCUGUCUGCUCUGGUCUCCCGAUCAGACUGGUUGGUGGGAAUGGCAAGUGCUCUGGAAGAGUGGAGGUUUAUCACGAACAACAGUGGGGAACCGUGUGUGAUGAUGGCUGGGAUAAGAAUGAUGCUGCAGUGGUGUGCAGAGAGCUGGGCUGUGGUACAGCUCUGUCUGCUUCAGGUGAAGCCCAGUUUGCCCAGGGGACUGGAGAAAUUUGGAUGGACGAUGUUGGCUGUUCAGGCAGUGAAUCUUCACUCUCACAGUGCUCACACAGAGGGUUUGGAGAACACAACUGUAAUCACGGGCAGGAUGCAGGUGCUGUCUGCUCUGGUCUCCCGAUCAGACUGGUCGGUGGGAAUGGCAGUUGCUCUGGAAGAGUGGAGGUCUAUCACGGACAACAGUGGGGAACCGUGUGUGAUGAUGGCUGGGAUAUGAAUGAUACUGCAGUGGUGUGCAGAGAGCUGGGCUGUGGUACAGCUCUGUCUGCUCCAAGUAAAGCCCAGUUUGGCCAGGGGACUGGAACAAUUUGGAUGGACGAUGUUGGCUGUUCAGGCAGUGAAUCUUCACUCUCACAGUGCUCACACAGAGGGUUGGGAAAACACAACUGUCAUCACGGGGAGGAUGCAGGUGCUGUCUGCUCUGGUCCCCCGAUCAGACUGGUUGGUGGGAAUGGCAGUUGCUCUGGAAGAGUGGAGGUCUAUCACGGACAACAGUGGGGAACCGUGUGUGAUGAUAGCUGGGAUAUGAAUGAUGCUGCAGUGGUGUGCAGAGAGCUGGGCUGUGGUACAGCUCUGUCUGCUCCAGGUGAAGCCCAGUUUGGCCAGGGGACUGGAGAAAUUUGGAUGGACGAUGUUGGCUGUUCAGGCAAUGAAUCUUCACUCUCACAGUGCUCACACAGAGGGUUGGGAGAACACAACUGUGGUCACGGGCAGGAUGCAGGUGCUGUCUGCUCUGGUCUCCCGAUCAGACUGGUCGGUGGGAAUGGCAGGUGCUCUGGAAGAGUGGAGGUCUUUUACGGACAACAGUGGGGAACCGUGUGUGAUGAUGGCUGGGAUAUGAAUGAUGCUGCAGUGGUGUGCAGAGAGCUGGGCUGUGGUACAGCUCUGUCUGCUCCAGGUGUAGCCCAGUUUGGCCAGCGGACUGGAGAAAUUUGGAUGGACAAUGUUGGCUGUUCAGGCAGUGAAUCUUCACUCUCACAGUGCUCACACAGAGGGUUUGGAGAACACUACUGUGGUCACAGGCAGGAUGCAGGUGCUGUCUGCUCAGGUCAACUUCUGCAUGUCAGUUUGCCUGCAGAUGGAGUUCAGAUCAGACUGGUCAGUGGGAAUGGCAGGUGCUCUGGAAGAGUGGAGGUCUAUCACGAACAACAGUGGGGAACCGUGUGUGAUGAUGCCUGGGGUAUGAAUGAUGCUGCAGUGGUGUGCAGAGAGCUGGGCUGUGGUACAGCUCUGUCUGCUCCAGGUGCAACCAAGUUUGGCCAGGGGACUGGAAAAAUUUGGAUGGACGAUGUUGGCUGUUCAGGCAGUGAAUCUUCACUCUCACAGUGCUCACACAGAGGGUUUGGAGAACACGACUGUAGUCACGGGGAGGAUGCAGGUGCUGUCUGCUCUGGUCCCCUGAUCAGACUGGUCGGUGAGCAAUGCAGGUGCUCUGGAAGAGUGGAGGUCUAUCACAAAAACCAGUGGGGAACCGUGUGUGAUGAUGACUGGGAUAUGAAUGAUGCUGCAGUGGUGUGCAGAGAGCUGGGCUGUGGUACAGCUCUGUCUGCUCCAAGUAAAGCCCAGUUUGGCCAGGGGACUGGAGAAAUUUGGAUGGACGAUGUUGGCUGUUCAGGCAAUGAAUCUUCACUCUCACAGUGCUCACACAGAGGGUUUGGAGAACACAACUGUAAUCACGGGGAGGAUCUAGGUUCUGUCUGCUCUGGUGGCAUGUCCCAGCCCACCCUGUCCCUAAGCUCUCCUCAUUCAGCACUCUCGCCUGGAGAGGAGGUUCGUUUUCGCUGCGUCGCCCCGGCUGACCUCUGCGCUCCUGUUGAGUUUCGCUUACACAGAGGGGGCGCUGGGAGUCCCCUGGCCCGCAAAUCAGAGUCUAGAGGGACCAGCGUGGAAAUGGGCGUGAACAACGUGGACUCCUCCCACCAGGGCAGCUACACCUGCCUGUACGCAGUCCAGGGCAACCAGACCCUCCGCUCUUCCCACAGUAACUCCAUUGCCAUCAGCGUCGUGGUCCUACAGCAACCUACCAUCGUCCUCAGCUCUCCUACAGGGGAGGUGACCGGGGGCCCCCAGGGGCCAGAGGUGAUCGAGGGCCACAGCUUCACCAUCACCUGCUCCACUGUGCCACAGUACCCAGGAGGCUCCUUCUACCUCAGCUUCACAGGGUCCAGUGUGACUGAGGCUCAGGCUGCUGUCAGUCAUUCUGCCGCCUUCAUAUUUUCUGCUGCAGAGCUUUCCCACCAGGUGAACUACAGCUGUGUUUAUGAGACCACAGUGUCUGGACGCAAAUUCAGCUCUCCUGCCAGCCCCCUGCUGCCUCUCACCGUCACAGUGGUCCUACAGCAACCUGCCAUCGUCCUCAGCUCUCCUACAGGGGAGAUGACCGGGGGCCCCCAGGGGUCAGAGGUGAUCGAGGGCCACAGCUUCACCAUCACCUGCUCCACUGUGCCACAGUACCCAGGAGGCUCCUUCCACCUCAGCUUCACAGGGUCCAAUCUGACUGAGGCUCAGGCUGCUGUCAGUCAUUCUGCCUCCUUCAUAUUUUCUGCUGCAGAGCUUUCCCACCAGGGGAACUACAGCUGUGUUUAUGAGACCACAGUGUCUGGACGCAAAUUCAGCUCUCCUGCCAGCCCGCUGCUGCCUCUCACCGUCACAGUGGUCCUACAGCAACCUGCCAUCGUCCUCAGCUCUCCAACAGGGGAGGUGACCAGGGGCCCCCAGGGGUCAGAGGUGAUCGAGGGCCACAGCUUCACCAUCACCUGCUCCACUGUGCCACAGUACCCAGGAGGCUCCUUCCACCUCAGCUUCACAGGGUCCAAUCUGACUGAGGCUCAGGCUGCUGUCAGUCAUUCUGCCUCCUUCAUAUUUUCUGCUGCAGAGCUUUCCCACCAGGGGAACUACAGCUGUGUUUAUGAGACCACAGUGUCUGGACACAAAUUCAGCUCUCCUGCCAGCCCGCUGCUGCCUCUCACCGUCACAGCUUCCCUGAUCCUGCCAAUCGUGUUAGGAGCGUCAGGAGGACUGCUGCUGGUACUGGUGCCACUCGUCCUCUUCCUGCUGUUCUGGAAGAGAAGACACAGCUCAGGACGCACCCAAGUUGCGAAGACAGCGAGCAAUGCACGUACAAUGAAUGCCUACUUUGCCAGAGGAAAGGCCAGUGAGGAAGAGGAUGAGCAAGACUAUGAGAAUGUAGAAACACUCACCGGAAAUGAUUAUGAAGAGGAGAUAGGGGAUGAAGACUCUGGAAGUGAAGCUGACUAUGUGAAUUACAGGGAGCCUACUGAAAACGAAUACUCUGAGGAUGAAAAUAUAUAUCAAAACUCUUAGAAAUAUGACCAAAACUUGGCAGACCAAGGGCGUGACUUUAGUUUGAAUAUUGGGGGAUGUUGAAAUACAUAAAUCAUGCUACCCUGGAAGAAAUUUUUUAAAGAACAGCUGUGAAAUUAUUGGUUUUGGCAAAUUCUAAGGGGAAAAUACUUCAGAUUACUGUCCUUGAGGCAGACCUGACAAAAAGACUUCCUUGUUGAAUGUAAUAUUAAGAGCAGGUUGUGAAAUGCAUUUUGUGACUGGAUAAAGACAAAGGUGGUGAUGCACAUUGGAUUGCAUGUAUUCAUUAUUAAAGGAAAGCAUGAAAAGCUGUUUCUUAACGAGCAUCUAAGUGAUAAUCUAAGAAGCUUAUUAAUAAGGGUAAAGGUGUAACUUAUAUUUCAAUGGCAAUUUAUUUAAAGACUUAAAAAAGUUUACUAAGUUUUUAAAUGUAGUUUUUUUAGUUGUUUAAUGUAAUAAGGUUUUAAUAUUGUUAACUGUUGUUUUUAAAAAUGCCAUUUUAAAUGAUAUCCUACUGCAUAACUAACGUCAAAUGUCUUAUCUUGCUCCUUAACUAACAUUAAGGCAGUUAGCGAGCCACAAGAGCAGCAGUGUCUGUUUUAAUGGUGUUUAGAAGAUGUGUAUGAAGCAGAUAGUAGGGCCUAAGUUCGUAAUGUUAUUUUCUUGAAAGUGACUCCGCACAUUUCCAAAUUUAGAAAAUGACAACCCACGGUGGGGAAAUGGGGAAAAUGCUAAAUUGUUUCUCAAAUAAUGGCAAAGCGCAUCGUUCAUAUCUAUAGCUCAUUUAUGCUGACUGUUCCUGACUGUGGUGUUCUUAAUAAAGGAUUAAUUACAACCAAAUGUCAAUUU